This is a messenger RNA of Penicillium manginii, 1185 nucleotides long. RefSeq names its product putative C2H2 transcription factor (Con7). The annotation marks the transcript as partial. The transcript has 3 exons. The record is from RefSeq and is a predicted model, not a curated record. NCBI's taxonomy places the organism in Eukaryota, Fungi, Ascomycota, Eurotiomycetes, Eurotiales, Aspergillaceae. Gene Ontology annotation, biological process: regulation of DNA-templated transcription.
AUGGACAACCGGCCCACCUCCGAGUACGCACAGUCAGGUUCGCACCACCCACCAGCACCGCCUGUCGACACACCUUCUGAACAACCUCCCGCAGACCAAAAUUCGGCUGCUGCCACUGCUCACUACACUCACACUCCUCAACCGGAAGUCCGCUCGACUCCCCAGUACACGCCGCAACCCGAGGCUCGACCCGCCAAUAUUUCAUCCUCCAACACCCCCCAGCCAGAUUACGGUCUCAAUCCGCCUCCAACUCGCUCGCCCGCUUACCAAGACUACCUUCCGCGCCCCGCUCAGUCUUACGCUCCGAACUCUCAACCUGCUGGUGCGCCCGGUAUGGCCCAAGCAACAAGUCCGUUCUCGUCCAUGCCCAUACCUGCGACCUCGCGCAUUUUCCCGAACUUGAAGUCUGACGACGCCCUUCCUCUAGAUCCCUCGCUCCCGGCCAACAGCCCGACCUAUCCUCCCCCCUACUCCCCUUACCAGCCCCAGGGAGGCCACGAGAUGGCUCAGUAUCAGGGCCACCCGCCCCCUCCACACCAGAUGUACGCCCGUGACUGGCCACCGCAUUACGGCCAGGGGCAUCAUAUGCCGGGUCCCUAUGCUUCUCCCGCUACAACGGUUGGUUCUGCCUCUCCCACCACGGCCGCAGGGCCGCGCCCUGGUCAGGUCUACUCAUUCGUACCAAUUCCUGGCGCACAGCAACACAAGCGCCCCCGUCGUCGAUACGAGGAGAUUGAGCGUAUGUACAAGUGUGGGUGGAACGGUUGUGAGAAGGCAUAUGGUACUCUGAACCACUUGAACGCUCAUGUUACAAUGCAAUCGCACGGUGCGAAGCGCACUCCUGAAGAAUUCAAGGAGAUUCGCAAGGAAUGGAAGGCUCGCAAGAAGGAAGAAGAAGCUUCGCGCAAGGCUGCCGAGGACCGUGAGCGUGUCGCCGCUCAGGCGCAAGCUAGCCAAGUCGAUGGCCCUGGUCCCGACCCCUCACAGGGACAACCUCCGGCUUACGGUGGUGGUGUCCGCCCUCAGCUUCCCCCCAUCGGAUACCAACCUGCAGACAGCCAAGUCCCUAGCCAGUAUGGUGCUCCCAGUGGUGGAAUGGUUUACCAGAGCAACGGACAAAUGGGUUACCCCCCCCAACCCCAACUACCCUCACUCUCCAUACCAGACCGGACCCGUCUACCAGCA